AUGACUGAUUCCGCGAGGAUGGCCUUUGUAAACCUACAAAAUACUUUCAGGUCAAGUCUAGCGCGUGGUUUGGAACGCGAUGGGCUAGGUGGAAAAGCCCCAAAAGCUUCUAAAAUGCUUAGAAUGGUGUACGAUUGCUCUAUAGAAGCUUCGGCGAUGAAGAGUGCUCGAAAGUGUACUUUCGCUCACUCCAAUGAUUCAGAAAGGCCAGGACUUGGAGAAAACCUCUAUAUGACAACCAUUCUUGAUUUUGACAAAAUCAAGACUGCUGAGCAGGCCUCUCAAAAAUGGUGGAGCGAGCUAGAAGAGUUUGGUGUUGGUCCUGAAAAUAGGCUUACAAUGGCAUUAUGGAAGAGACGCGACAAGAAAAUUGGGCAUUACACUCAAUUGAGAUGGCAUGGGACUCCAGCUAUAAGCUUGGAUGUGCCGUCGUGGCUUGCCCUAAGUUCACAUACGGUGUUUGUCAGUAUGGACCAAAGCAAGUUUCUGGAACAUCAGCAUUUACUUGAAGACUGUAAAUGCGAGUUCAGAGGUAACUAUAUCAACGGACAGAUCUACAGCAUUGGAGAACCCUGCACCGGAUGUCCGCACAAUUGCGAUAACACGAAAGGACUUUGCAAUGUUGUUUAA
This is a messenger RNA of Cylicostephanus goldi, 630 nucleotides long. NCBI's taxonomy places the organism in Eukaryota, Metazoa, Nematoda, Chromadorea, Rhabditida, Strongylidae. The record is from the annotation of a GenBank genome assembly.